CUUGGACUUCUUCUCUCCAGUGUUUGCCUUAUCAGAGACUUCUGCAUUUUAUGAUUGACAUUGCUGCAGGAAUGGAGUAUCUCAGCCUUCAGGGUUUUAUACACAGAGACCUGGCUGCCCGCAAUUGCAUGUUGGGAGAUGACCUGCGCGUGUGUGUGGCUGACUUUGGCCUGUCUAAGAAGAUCUAUUACAUUAACUACUAUAGGCAUAAGAACAGGACCAUUAAAUUGCCUGUAAGGUGGAUGGCAAUAGAGAGUGUGUCUGACAACAUAUUCACCACCAAGAGUGAUGUGUGGUCUUUUGGAAUAACCAUGUGGGAGAUCACAUCCAGGGGGAAGCUACCUUAUCCAGGUGUCUCCAAUCAUGAGCUCCUGGACCUCCUGGAAAAAGGACACCGUCUCAGACAAGGGGACAAUGAUAGCAAAUUAUAUGAAGUUAUGUUGAGCUGCUGGCACAGAGAUCCCUCUCAGAGGCCAGAUUUUGGAGAGCUGGGCCAGAGCCUCAAAGUGCUUCUGUCUGAGCUUCCACCACUGGAGGCCAGCAAGGAGGCCCACUACAUCAGCCUGGGCCUAGAGGCAGCCAGCGAUCUCCAGGACAGCGCAGAGGCCCUGGAGCCUGAGGUCGAGGGGAUGUUAUAAUAAACAACACAAUGCACUGCCAUGCAAUAAACAUUUGUGUGAUCACACUAGGCCUUUAUUAGUAUAUAUUUCAGUGAGAUUUCAGUUCUUCAAAUGACAUAACACUUUGCAUAUAAAAGUUCCAUUGCUAGAAGGAAAUAAGAAAACCUGUUUUUAAUUCUUUGUGAUUAAUUUUUUUUUUUUACUUCACUGUCAAUGUUGUAUGUUUGUACUUUGUAUAUCAAAGAUACCAAAUGUUGGGAGGUUUGGAAAAAAAAAACAGACAUCACAAAUUAAACAGCUCAGGACAUUUUAAGUGACUUCAAAGUAUGUGAUUUUUAUUUUAUUUUUUUUUGACAAGUACAAUCACAUUGAACAUUCAGAUCUGUGUUGGCUCUGCUGCUGAGAGAGCAGUUGUCAUAUAUAUAAAAAAGCUUCACAAGCAGUCUUUUUAACCGCGUAGUCAUUACUUCUGUCUUACAAUAAUUCAAAUUACCGCAGAAAUGAUGAGAUAAAAGAUUAUAUAUUUGGAUAUAAAAACUGAAACUGAUGUCUGUGGUAGCGAUCAAAAUCAUCUUUUGAAAGUAUAACAAUUCAAAAUAUAGCUGCAAGCAGCGAUGGCGGGCCCAAGCCCCGUGGUACCGCCAACCCGGUGGCUUCAGGGCAACUGUGCACAGCGGGCAAUAGGCAUUUAAAAGGGGUAAACAUAAAAGGACUAUGUCAAAGUUAUUUGAAUACACCACAUUUACUGCAGCAGCUGGUGCCCAUAUGAUCACAAACCACAACAGCCACAUCCAUGAGAUGUUGUUGAAUUUAGAUUAAUUUCAUGUCAUAGAAUGUCAUAGGUCGAGUCCAAAUAAGUGCAGAAUAUCAUCCUAAUCUGCUAUGUCUAUGUUUUUCUCAGACAGCCUCUAUAAAACUUCCAGAGCAAAUUAUUUACUGUUAUUUUCUCAAACUCCACAGUGCUCUGAGAAAUCUAAUCCAGUCUAAUGCGAAUGUCUGUGAUUGCUGAUGUUGUAUUAUUCUAACACAUCUCUUCAUGUGUUUUUAGACCUCCCUGAACUAUCAUUUGUGCACCAAUCUUAUGCACCAAAAGCAUGCUUUCAUUCAAUUUCAAUAUGUGUGGUAUCAAUAAUAAAAUUACACACACACACACACACACACACACACACGUUUGUACUGCUGUCUUAUUGAGGACAUUGCAUAGACUUCCAUUGAUUUUAAAAAGGGGUCAAUGAUAUUUUCUAUCACCUAACCCAACCACUACUCGUAAACCUACCCAUUACAGAAACAUGUAUCAUCACUAGAUUUAAAUAAAAACAUAUUUUGGCUGAUUUAUAAGCCUUUUAAAAUAGUGAGAACCAGUCAAAUGUCCUCACUAGUGGGUUGUGAAAGUAUUCCACAAAAUAAGUGAGGACAGGUCAUCACAAGUAUAGUCAAAAUAAGUAGAGACACACACACACUCACAGAGAAAGAGUCAG
This is a messenger RNA of Megalobrama amblycephala (Wuchang bream), 2098 nucleotides long. RefSeq names its product tyrosine-protein kinase Mer-like. The record is from RefSeq and is a predicted model, not a curated record. Gene Ontology annotation, biological process: positive regulation of kinase activity; cell surface receptor protein tyrosine kinase signaling pathway; multicellular organism development. Gene Ontology annotation, molecular function: transmembrane receptor protein tyrosine kinase activity; ATP binding. The transcript is spliced from 4 exons. Lineage: Eukaryota; Metazoa; Chordata; Actinopteri; Cypriniformes; Xenocyprididae. Gene Ontology annotation, cellular component: signaling receptor complex. The coding region runs from base 51 to 638 and encodes 195 amino acids.